Molecule: messenger RNA, 1503 nt
Organism: Kazachstania africana CBS 2517
Lineage: Eukaryota; Fungi; Ascomycota; Saccharomycetes; Saccharomycetales; Saccharomycetaceae
Gene: NOP56
Product: snoRNP complex protein NOP56
Exons: 1
Coding region: 1-1503 (500 amino acids)
Cellular component (GO): small-subunit processome; box C/D methylation guide snoRNP complex
Molecular function (GO): snoRNA binding
Source: RefSeq, a predicted model, not a curated record
AUGGCUCCUAUUGAAUAUUUAUUAUUUGAAGAACCAACAGGUUAUGCGGUCUUCAAGGUCAAACUACAGCAAGAUGAUAUUGCUUCCAGAUUAGCUGAAGUUCAACAACAAAUUAACGAAUUCGGUUCGUUCACAAAAUUGGUUGAAUUAGUAUCGUUCGCUCCAUUCAAAGGUGCUGCUGACGCUUUAGAGAAUGCUAAUGACAUUUCAGAAGGUUUACUUUCAGACAGUUUGAAAUCUAUUCUUGAAUUAAACUUACCAAAGGCUUCCAAGAGUAAGACUGUUACUUUAGGUAUUUCUGAUAAGAAUUUAGGUCCUUCUAUCAAGGAACAAUUUCCAUAUGUUGACUGUAUCUCUAACGAAUUAGCUCAAGACUUACUUCGUGGUGUAAGACAACACGGUGAAAAAUUGUUCAAGGGUUUACAAUCUGGUGAUUUAGAAAGAGCUCAACUUGGUUUAGGUCAUGCUUACUCUAGAGCUAAGGUUAAGUUUUCCGUCCAAAAGAACGAUAACCAUAUCAUCCAAGCUAUUGCUUUAGUCGAUCAAUUAGACAAAGAUAUCAAUACUUUUGCUAUGAGAGUUAAGGAAUGGUACGGUUGGCAUUUCCCUGAAUUAGCUAAGUUAGUACCGGACAACUACACUUUUGCUAAAUUAGUUUUAUUCAUCAAGGACAAAGCUUCUUUAAACGAUGAAUCCUUACAUGAGUUAGCCGGUCAUUUAAAUGAAGAUGCUGGUAUUGCACAAAGAGUCAUUGAUAACGCACGUAUUUCAAUGGGUCAAGAUUUAUCAGAAAUCGAUAUGCAAAAUGUCUGUGUUUUCGCUGAAAGAGUUGUUUCUUUAGUUGAUUACAGAAGAGGUUUAUACGACUAUUUAUGUGAAAAGAUGCAUACUGUUGCACCAAAUUUAUCAGAAUUAAUUGGUGAAGUCAUUGGUGCCAGAUUAAUAUCUCAUGCUGGUUCAUUAACUAACUUAUCUAAGCAAGCUGCAUCUACUGUUCAAAUUCUUGGUGCUGAAAAGGCAUUAUUCAGAGCAUUAAAGACUAAAGGUAACACUCCAAAGUACGGUUUAAUUUACCACAGUGGUUUCAUUGCUAAGGCCUCCGCCAAGAACAAGGGUAGAAUUUCUAGAUAUUUAGCCAACAAGUGUUCUAUUGCCUCUAGAAUUGAUAACUAUUCUGAUGAACCUUCUAACGUUUUCGGUAGUGUCUUAAAGAAGCAAGUUGAACAAAGAUUAGAAUUUUACAACAUUGGUAAGCCAACUUUAAAGAAUGAAUUAGCCAUUCAAGAAGCCAUGGAAUUAUACAAUAAAGACAAGCCAGAGGAAGAACAAAAGGAAGAAAUUUCUUCUAAGAAGAGAAAGUUAGAAACUGAAGGUGAAGAAGAAGAAAAGAAAUCCAAGAAGGAAAAGAAGGAUAAGAAGGAUAAGAAGGAUAAGAAGAGCAAGAAGGAAAAGAAAGAGAAGAAAGAGAAGAAGGAAAAGAAGGAAAAAAAAUCUAAGAAAUAA